AUGUUUCGAUUCCACAAAACCAAAGAUGUGAUCACCCUUUUCCACAAGGCGAGCUCGCCAGCUUCCAUGAAGGUCAACUCUCUCCUCAAGCAAGUAUCUGCCAACGCCAGCGAGUAUGCCACCCAAGACCAAGCCAGCGAUCACUCUAGGCAAAGCAAGCCUCAACGCCCCGAGUUCGAGCUCGAAGUCACCGAGGAGCCCCCUACCACAGACCAGCUAAAGAGCAUCCUGGAAUACGUCGGAGCUCAGAAGGCGGGCACGAUCAUCAAGGGUGCCAGAGACGAGGCGGAUGCGAUGAAGAAGCUGAAGGAGAGCUCGGAAAACUUCCAGGCCCCUGUCACAGUCGAUUGGGCGAAUGGAAAAGCGGUUCCUGGUGCGAAUGAAUCGGAGAUCUUGAAAAUGAUUGACAGUCUGCCGAAAUAA
Molecule: messenger RNA, 423 nt
Organism: Drepanopeziza brunnea f. sp. 'multigermtubi' MB_m1
Lineage: Eukaryota; Fungi; Ascomycota; Leotiomycetes; Helotiales; Drepanopezizaceae
Cellular component (GO): mitochondrion
Molecular function (GO): oxidoreductase activity
Source: RefSeq, a predicted model, not a curated record